GAGGCGGCGGGCGAGGCGGCGGGUGAGGAGAUGAGCGGCACGUCGAGUGGCGCGGCGGCUGAGCGUGCAAAUGAGGCGGCCACGGGGCAGGCGACAGGCGAGGUGGUACGGGACGCGGCGGGCGAGGGAGCGGCGGAGGAGGUGGGCGAGGCGGCAGGCGAGGCGGCGGACAAGGCAGCAGACCUGUCAUGGGCCGAUGUGUGCGCGCCGACCGAAGAGGAGGUGCAUUUGUUCAAGAUGAAGAAUGAGCUGAUGCUGGACAUUGGGCGGCUGCGGCUCUCGCUGAGCGGACUGGACGUGCCGCGACUCAACGAUGCCGUCUUAGAGGGCGAGGGCAGCAUCCCGCACUUUGCAGAGGUCGCGGACGUGCUCGACAAGAUCGAGUCGCAGAGCGGCGGCAAGGUAGCGGCGCUGGUGACGACUUUCGGCGCGAGAAGAUGGACGAGAGUGCCGGGCACCCCAUCUGGCGGCUGCCUGACGAGACGCUCGUCAGGCUGCGGCGACUACAUGAGGACGCCCUCGAGCAGAGCGCCGAGGAGCGUCUCGCCCAUGAGGCCAGGCAGCUGCAGCAGCUUGAGAUGGAGCGUGAGGCACGGCGCGGGGCGGAGGCCACUCGAACUGUCGAGCCCAGCAACAGCAGCUCGGGCCGCCGCCGCACCGUGUCUCAAUACCAGCUGGAGGAGCGUGCGCGAAAGCGCGGUCGUGGUUAGAACACUCACCAGUCAGUGCGCUCGUUUGAGUGCUAGUAGUGC
Emiliania huxleyi CCMP1516 is the source of this 752-nucleotide messenger RNA. RefSeq lists its product as hypothetical. The record is from RefSeq and is a predicted model, not a curated record. The annotation marks the transcript as partial. Lineage: Eukaryota; Haptophyta; Isochrysidales; Noelaerhabdaceae. The transcript has 2 exons.